Aureobasidium vineae is the source of this 1365-nucleotide messenger RNA. The record is from the annotation of a GenBank genome assembly. NCBI's taxonomy places the organism in Eukaryota, Fungi, Ascomycota, Dothideomycetes, Dothideales, Saccotheciaceae.
AUGCUGCGCUCAUUUUCAGACAUGGUCGCCAUGACCAAGCGCGCCCUCAAGCCGACCGACAGCUCCGAGAAGACUAAAGCUGCUAUCGUUGUUGGCAGUGUCGGCGCCGUUCUAAUUUUCGCCAUCAUCCUUUUCUUCGUUCUUCGAAGUAUCCGCCUGCCCAAGAACAUUCGACAGCAACAAGCUGCAGCCCGCGCUCAUGCGAGAGCUCANAGCCCCCGCCGUUCAUGGGUACAGACCAUUCUGUCGCCCUUCCGUCGAGAUGCCGCCCCAUCUACCACCACCGCCGCUCGAGAGAUGACUCAAGACCCCGAGGCCGCAGUCAACAGGCAUACGAGCAUCCGUAGUAUCGCUACUCUCCCCGCCUACUCUGCUGUGCCUCACGAGAACGAAGGUGUUCUUGGUCGCGAAGGUGAAAGAGCAGGCAUGGACACUGUCGUAGAGUUCCCCGAAACCAAUGAAGAGGAGGAAGGCAGAAGAGAAGCCGAGAUGGAGUCGCUCUGGCAAAUUCGCCAGGCGCGCAGACAGGAGGCCGCUGAGAGAGAAGACCGUAGGCGCCGUCGCCGCGAGGCACGUGCUCGAGGUGACUUGGAGGCACUCAGCGCUUUGCGACACGAGACGGCUCUCCGUGUCACCUUGGAGCGUGCCAAUGGCUCAAACACGAUGGUUGCCGAGCACAACGCCAGGCCGCGAGAGAGAAGAAUCAGUGCAGUCUCGUAUGGUGACUUGGGCGUUGCUCGCCAUGAUGGCUCGCGUGUGCGCGCAAACUCUACAGAGUCUGAUAGCCGCCCGUUGCUGAACGACGCCUCUCGUGCAGGUACUGCCAAUCCUCUUCGACCUUGGUUGUCUCGCGGUUCUUUCUCGACCCACCAUCGUAUGGCCUCGGCCACCUCGGUGCUCACUACUGACAGCGCAGAUCCGGAUGACAGCGACUUUGAGGUCAUCUCUCUGCAACAUACUUCCUCUCGCCCGCGCUCAUCGCGAGCUCAUUCUCGAGCUCAGUCGAUCAACUUGAGUCUUCGUAGAACUUCGACUACGCAAGUUCACCAGCUUCCUCGGGUUGACGGUGAUCUUGGUGAGAGCCGCAUUCCUCUUCCCGAGCUACCACAAUACGACACUAUGGGCUUUGAAGAAGCCCCUCCUUACGAGGAGAUUCACUCUUCGAGGCCAUCCCUCUCGAGGGCCAACAGCCAAACACGAAGAAGCGAGAACAGCAGUCCGCUGUCCUCCCUGCCCGAAAUCGUCCGUCUUCCCAGCAUUCGCAUCAAUGAAGCAUCUCCGACCGAGUCUCCUCGUCAGUUCAACUUCCCGGCGAACGCCAGGCCCAUGACUGCCUCCACGAUCGAUGAAGAAACGUCUAACUAA